AUGUUACUUUCUAGAUACCAAAAACUUUUAGUUGAUACUCUAGUUGAACUCGGCUACAAGAGAUAAAAAGAGUAACUAAACUACGAAAUAUAUCUUCACGAAGAGAAUAUGAAUGCUGUACUACUAGUGGAAAAGGAAAACCUUAUAUUCUUCCUCAGCAUGACUUAUUCCCCUUAGAACAAGAAAUCUGAAAUAGCUACCUACUGGCAGUUAUGUCAUGAUGACCUUUAAGAACGGCAUUACAGUAUCAUCAGAUAAAAGUAUAAAUCAGAAACUGAUAAAUUUUCUAAAGAAAUAGUCACAACAGAGGAAACUUUCAAAGUUUCAUUUACAUAAUUAUUCAAAGCAUUUAUAUCUCUAAAAAGUUAGCCCAUCUCUAGGGACUUAUAACCAUUGAAUUUUAUGUUCAAAUAUAGGAUUUAGAACAUUCUAGAAUUAUGGCAUGGUUUGACAUAAAGAUUAGGAUGGACCUGUAACAGUGAUUAGAUAAACAAUUUAUUCACUGCUAUUAACCCUUAAAAUACUAAAGAGAAGUACAUUUUUACUUUGUUCAGCUAAAAUAAUAAGGAGUAAGUGUUCUAAUUCCUUAAAGAUGAGAUUCUCUCCUUAAAUAAGGAGCAGAUUUCAGUCUUAAUGGUAGUUUAAUAAGGGGAAAAUCCAAUAUUCUUAGCCUAAUUAUAAAUUGACGCCAAGAGAAUAUCCAAAAGUAAAGCUACUAUUUAUCACAAAAAUUAAGAUCUUAUAUAAAACUCCUUCAUUUCAGAUGUUUAAAGAUUCUUCCAAAUAAACCUUUAACUUGAUGAUUCUAAAUACUCUAUUGAUUUUAUCAAGUCUACUUUAUCUUUGGAUGAGCAACACUCUGGAGUAGAAGUUACUCAGAUAGGUCUGAACAUCAUCUAAAAAUAAAAACAAGAGUAUUGCACAAACGUGCCUUAAAUUCUUAAAAUAAGGCAAUCCCACCUAAAAUUAGCUGAAUCUCUUGAAAAACCAAUCGAUUAGUUUAUGAUUGAUCAUCAAACCAUCAUAAUAUUGGACCAGAAACUUCUGGAAUUUUAUUUACUAUUAGAUGAAAAAUAACAGAGGAAAUUUGUGCAAAUAUCUGAGAAUUUCAAAUAAUCAAGGCUUGAAGUAAGAGAUGAUCAAAAUUAAGUACUUGCCAAACUAGAAAAAUUCUUAAAGAAAAAUAAGGAUUUAAUGCAAAAAGUAAUGAUUAGCCCUCAUCAGAAUCUAAAUGAGUAUUUGAUAACUCAAUCUACAUUUAUAAUCAGACAAGAUAAGUUAGAAUAGUUUAAAAUUUCACUCCUUAAAUGUAUGGAUCAUAUAAAAAAGGAAUUGUUAGAGUAAUAAUAUGAAAUCUAUGAAACAUUGAACAGUGAGUUGAAUUCUGCUGUUUACAAAUCAUACUUAUCUGAAUGGAACAGAUAUGAAUCUAAGAAGUAGGAUAAGGAUGACAUCAACAAAAUAGACAGCAUGACCUACUUCUACUAUGAAAAUCAGCUAUAUUGCAAGACAAUUACUGGGAAACUCAAGUUAGAGGGAAGUAAUGAAUCUAAUAAUACUGAUUAUUUAUGCAUGCUCAUGCAGUAUAUUAAGCUGAACUUUAAACUUUCUUGGAUUAAGCAAGAAGACUCAGAUAAUUAUGACGAAGAAUUAGAGAGUAUCAGUAAAAAGUUACUAUAGAAAAACUCUAUAUUAGACAAACAAGAUAUAAUUAAAUAUCUUAAUCAGAAAUAUGGAGUCUAACUUGUUGAUGGGUCUAAGGCUGAAAAUUCUAUCAAAAUUGAAGGAUAAAUUUUAUUCUGGCCAGUUUUUUACUAAGAUGAUUUGGGAAGUUAUCAGACGACUUUAGUUAAGAUGGAUAGAAUAUACACAAGCCCAGCUGAAAUUUAUGAUUAUCUACUUGAAAUUGUUGAGAGAGAAAAUUCAAUUUAUAAAGUCCUUAUGUUUCUCAUGAAUCACUUAUAUGAUUAGUCAACAGAUAAUUAAUACUAAUAGUUCGUUAGCUCACUCACAGACUCGCUUUAAAACCAAAAAUCAGUUGAUGACCUUUGGUUAAUUAUUUCUAAUAGAGUAUAAGACUUAUAAUUGUCUGAUUCUAAUCCAAAACUUGCAAUUGUGCAUAAGCAUACAUAUAUGAUGGAUACUCUAAUAAGGCAAUUAAAGGGUGUGAAAUUCUCUAUUGAGAAAGAAUUCAUAUUCAAAAUAAGGAAUGAGAUAAAGACUAGCAUACAGGAGGUAAACAUGCAGAUAAUAAGAGAUAAUAACUACAAAGCAUACAAUUAGCUACUCAGUCUAUAACUUAAUGAAAGAAAGUUUGAGUAGGAAUAGAGACUUUUAGAAAUGUAGAUAAGGGAUCAAAGGUAAAACUUGCAAAUUCAAACUUUAUAAAUUGAAUAAUUAGCGAAAGAGCUUGAGAACUCUUACUCAGCUGAUAAGUAAAAAGAGAUUGAUAUUAAAAAAUAGAAUCUUUUGAAGCAAAAGGAGGACUUCGAAUUAAAAUACUAAGAGAUCUUGUAUUCCAAAUUUUUUAAUUCCAUCUAUAAGGGACUGAAGAAUGACUUUGAAUAAGUUGAUUUGAAUAUUUUCAAUAGUUCCUAAACACUUGAGUAGAUAAUUUUUUAGCUUAAAACUUAGAAAGUGAAUGAUCACACAUAUAUGGAUAAGAUUUGGGGACAAAUCCCUUCUGUCGAAGUUGAUGAUUUGACUUCAUUCAAUAAAUUUAUAGCUAUAAAUACUUAAAACCAGUAAUAAAUAAACGAAAUAAAAUAAAAGUGGAAGGUACUAUUUGCGAAACCUCGAGUUGAAUUCUCAAAUGGGGUUCUUCAGAUAUCAGGAAUUUCUUUCUCAAUGAGUUCUGUCAGGAAUCAGUAUGAAUAGCAUCUUUAAAGUGCUUCAGAAAUAUUUAUUGUAGCAGCUGAAUAACUUAUAAUAGAUGUAGAUCUUAUUGUACCCAAAACUAAUGUUGCCAUUGAAGCAAAUGUCAUUUUGAUAAGGAAUUCAGAGUGCAAAAUAAAUACUUCUCCAAUAGAUCAUCCCAAACUUGUCUAGGAUAAAUUAUUAAAUAAUGGGAAUUCAAUUAAAAGAAAUCCAAUCCCUGGAAAGCAUGGAUUAGCUGGAGAAAGUGCUGGACAUAUCACUAUAAGGGCUUAGUUAGAAAUAUAGAGAAAGGAAUGUCUAAAACUUAUAGCAAAUGGAAGUAAUGGACAAGACGGGACAAAUGGUCUUGAUGGAUAUGAUGGAAUUAUUGGUAAAAAUGGAGAAGAUGGAAUUGAUAAAAGCAAAAAAGAUAAACCCCCAACACCAGAUAUUUACUAUUAGUGCUCAAUAUACAAUGAUUAUAAGAUUUGGCGUGGCAUAGGAAGAGGAAUCGGCUCUGAUGCUGGACUUGGAGGAAACGCAGGAGUUGGUGGGGAAGGAGGAUAUCCUGGAUAAAUCUCUGUCACUAUAAAAAAUAUUGAUGUAGAAAUGAAUACUUUGUCAAAAAGAGGUGUUAAAGGGAAAGAUGGAACAGAGGGAAAUGGUGGCAAGCCAGGGCAAGAUGGUUUAAAUGGGGUUGAUUGUUUUGAAUUUCAUAAAUGGGGAGCAUCUAAAUAGCAUACUGAAGGAUUACUAAAACUCAACAAACGUUAAGGCUGGCUAAUUUACGAUUAUGAAUGUGAGGUAAUAAAAGACAAACCUACUUACGCUAAGUUUGGAAAAAAUGACUACUCAAAAGAUCAAAAUGGAAGUAAAAAAGAUAUGAGAGGAGCAACAGCCUCAUAAUAAUAAAGCAAGAUGUAAAAGGCAAUUUAAAAAUAGAGCAUUAAUUAAGCACUUCUAGAUUCACUCUUUUAACAUUAAAUGUAGUCCUUAACUACUGCCAAAACUUCAAACCAACUUUUAGCAACAUCUUAAUAAGAAUUAUAGUAAUAGCAAUAGAAUAUUUCUUAGCAGAUAUAAAUGCACAAUGCCAAUUAAGAAAUAAAGUAACAGCUCUCUUAGAAAUAGUAAAUGUCAUAAAUCCAAAUAUAAAAUGAUGCUAAGAAACUAUAGGAAAAUGAAUCUUUGCUUGUAAAAAAGAAAUAAGAAAUUUCUUAAAUUCAAAAAAAUUAGAAGGAAAUUGCAGAAAAAACAGAGUAAUUAAAUAAAUAACUCAUUUAAAAUGAUUAAAAACUUUAACAGAUUAACCUGACCUCUCAAUAAGUUCAACAAUCAAUAACUAAUGAGGCAAUAUUUGAUAAAAGCAAAUUGAAAAAUAAUGAUUAGCCUCAAGAAUCCUUGGAUUGGGAAAUUGGCCAUACUCAGAUAUAGCUUCCAGAUCUUGAAGUUUAUAUAAAUAUUGACAAAGAAAAUUUAAUUUAGUACUUGAAAAAUCUUAAGAGAAAUGAAUCUUCUUAAACAAACUUGAUUGAAUAAUUCCUAGAGAUCAUUGACUCCUUUAUUCUUGUGAUGAAGAAGAUUAAACAAUAGGAAUAGUUUCACAAUUAGAUUAAAUCAAUCGAAGAGAGUCUCCAAAAUAUUCAAUCUCAUGGUUUAAGAUAAACUUUGACCUCGUUAAGCUCUCAAAUAACUAAAAUUGCAGUGAGCCUGCAAUAAUAUCCUUCAAAAGUAUUAAUAGAAUAAGAAAUGCUUGACUAACUGAUCUAUAAAGAACAUAUUGAACCUGAGUAUUUAUCAAUGUGCAAAAAGAAUGCAGACAAGAUAUAUGAAUAGCUCAUGAAUAAAAUAUAAUUGAUGGACACUGAAGAAGCUAUCAAUAUACUAGAAAUUUCAAUAUCAAAAAAGGACAAUUAACCCAAUACCCCUCUAUCAAAGGUACUACAUUUUACUGCAGGAGUUCUCGAUAAAUUCUUUUCAAAUGAUUAAGGCAUAUAAAAGAACUCAUUCAUUAAUAUAAUUACUGAGAUUGAAAAAAUGAUAAUGCUCCUCAAAUAGUCUAAAAGUUCAAAUGAUUAGAAAUAGCAAAAAGAGAUAAAGCAAUUCUAGAUUGCUCAAUGCACACUUUAUAAUCAUUACUUCAAGAGAUCAAUAAAUUAUAAGGAUUAUCCACUUGACAUGAGUAUGAAUUACUUUAACUUUUACAAGAGGACUGAAUACUUCUUAGACAUAAUAAAUCUUUUCUCUAAUUUAUUAGACGAUGCUAAUACUCAUUCAUAUUAUCUACCUCACUUGCUAGGAAUUAACGGGUAAACCUUUUUGCUGACUGUUUAAUAAAAUAUUGCCCUAGUAUAUUUUAAUAUGGAGGAAUUAUACUUGAUUAGGAGCAAGUUUAAUAAAGUUGAUAAAACAAUUAAAUCGAAUCUAGGUCUAUUCUAUCCAAUUAAAAUUCAAGUUGAAACUAUCAAUCUCAUUAUUGAACAAAAAUGGCAAAAAUGGGUAAUUGCCAACAAUAGAUUAAAUGAGGUACUAAUUUAAUUAGAAAUUCAGACUUCAAUUACUAAUGAAAUAUAUAAAUCAGCGAUGCAAGCCCUCUAUUGUAUAGAAACUUCUAGUUUAGACUCUUUGACAAAAUAGAUAUAUUUUAACAGGAUUAAGGAUAUUCUUUUUUAAUCCACAGCUGAUAUAACAAGUGAAAUGAAAGUCAAAGAGAUUAUUGAAAACAUUAAGAAAAAAAAUGGUGAAGAAAUUAUCAAAAUACAAUCAAGAUAAAGAUGGAGCAUCAUAUAUUAAAACUUGAUAGUUAUUUGUAGGAGAAUGAGAAAGUAAAAAGCUGAUAAUCAGAGUGAUAAUGUUGUCACUAUGAAUUAAUCAACUUUAGACAUUAUUUAGAUGAGCAAUUAGAGAUUUAGAGAGCAAAUUGUAAAGUUGUUUUCUGAUUAAUUAUAAGAGACUAAAGAUUUAUUAGAGGUAUUACUGGAGAAAUUUUAUGAUGAGUCUUUUAGCAGAGAAAAAAUGAGAGAUAACGAAUUUCUAAGGAAUUCACUAAUCACGAUAUCCCAAAGAAAAAAAACUUUAUACUAUGAAAAAAUUCUUUAAAAUUUUAUCCUCAAGAUUUUUAAUACUUGGGUUUAGCUAAACUAAUCUUCAUAAGAAGAUUUUAUAAUUUUUGAAAAAGCAUUUGGACUUAAACACUCCUAAAACAUCAAUUUACCGAAUUAUUUAAUUUAAAAAUGCUUAAAUGAUUAAGCUAAGGAUAUCAUUGAUAAAUUUUAUCAGUCAUUUAAUGCUCCUUAGAGGAAGAAUUUUAAAGGAUCCCAAAUAUUAAUCAAGAAUAUGAUUUAAUAAAUAGAAGGAUACUAUGCAUCAAAGAUUUAUUUUGAAAAAUUAGAAAGUAAGAUAAAAAAGGAUACCAAAUUAGAAAAUAAAUCAAAGCAUGUCAAAUCAGAUUUUAAGAAACUUGUUAAAACAAUUUAUGAAAAUUAUACCAAUUUAGAUUGUAAAAGUAAAUUAUCAGAUAUACUACAUGAGUGCUAUAAAGUUUAUACAAAAGAUUAUGAUACAGAAAUGUCUCAUUUUAUGAGCAUCUGCAAAAUGUUUGAAGUAGAGAUCGCCAUGAAUAAAAUGUCCGAGAUGUUCUAAAAAUAAAAACACACUUAUGUUGAUUUUAUCAAAUAGGCUAUUGAAAAAAAUCCUUAAAGCAUUAUUUUCAUGAUAAAAGUAAUGGAUAUUGAUAUUACAAAAAUCUGCACUUUAGUGAAAGAGGUGAUAUUGAAUAAAAAUCAAAGGACAGUCUAAGAUUCAUAAAAUUUGCUUGAAUUAUGGACAGAGUCUAAUUAGAUUUUUAAAGAGAGAGUGAUGGAUGACUUUGAGAAUAAGGUUAAAGAAGUAUUAUAGGAAUUUGAAGAUGAUUUUAUUGAAAUUGAAGCAUCAUUAAAGUAUAAUCUAAUAUAAACACUUUAAGUUUUAAAAUAAUAUGCAGAAUAUAUGUAUGAUCCAUAGGGUAUUUAAGAGUUUUUAAAUUCUCUGCUAGAUGAUAUUAGAAUUAAAGGAACGUUAAAUAAAUAUCUGCUAGAAAAAUAUUAGUAAAAGCUUAGAGUAAUUUCAAUAGUGAAAACAGAACUAAUAAACAAAGAAUCACAGAAGAAAUCAAAUCAAAGUUCUUAAUUGAAACUUGAAUUAAUAAGUAUAUCAUAAUAAUUCAAUGAGAUUUAGAAGAGUGAAAAUUUUGAUAAGAACGAUAGCUUAAAUGUAGCUAAUAAAUUGCUAUAAAAAUUAUUAGAAUUUCUAAAAAUUUCAGAACUAAAUGAUGAAGAUUUAUAUCAUGACUAAUAAUAUCUGAAACAAAUACUUGCAAUUUGUAUGUUAACUUACUCUUUAAAUAAAGUACCUGAAGAGCAAAUUAUCAAGAAGAUUGAAGAUUGUUAAAAAUUAAUCUAUGGUUUGAAAUCUCAAGAAAAAUAAAAAUAAAAUAUUCUAGAGUUUCUCUUAUAAAAACUUAAGCAGAGUCUUAUUUAAAGUAAGAAAUACGAUCUUUUCACUAAAAGUGUGGAUUAUAGCAGAUAGAUUACUUCUUGCAAAUAGAGAAUAAAUGAUAUUCUAGAGAUAAUUGCUAAACUACCUGAAUGCGAUGAUUAUGAUAGAACCUCUUAAAUUGAUAGAGCUAAUAAGAAUCUUUCAAUUUUAAUGGUUGGUGCCUUCAAGCAAGGCAUUUUGCAUAAAGUAGAUAGCUAAUUAAAACUAGUGUAGAGCUAGAUAUAGUAGAAUUAAAAUGAGAUAGAUGAAAAAAACAAGGACAGCAAAAUUUAGGGGAUUCAUGAUAUAAUCUAGCGAAAAUCCUUGAGCUUUGUUGAGGCCUUUUUAAGUGAUGGAUACUAUGCAAAUUCUAAAGUUACAGAGAAAGUUAUUUAGGAUCUUGAGGACUUAGCAAAAUUAACAGGAGCUUAAUAAUAAGAGUAUGUAAAUAAUCAAUAUUUUAAGUUGUACUAGAUGCUUAGAACCCUAUAACUGGCACCAUUAUCAAUAGAACAAAUCAUCUAUCUUAAAAGCUUAAAAUUAAAAUUAGACUCAUUUUAUUAUAAUACAAAAGAGAAAAUAAUAAAGGAUAUUAAUGAUGAGAUACUAAAUCAUAUAAAGCUAGAAAAGAGUAGCUUACUUUUAUAAUAUGAAAGGGAAUUAAUUUCCCCUAAAGAGAUAAUAGAUAAAUACUUCUAGUAUGACUCUUAAAUUGAAACAAAAUAUCAAUAAAUUUACUCUUAAGAUUAAAAAUACUCAACUAGAGUAACCAUACAGUUUGAAGAAUUAAUCCAUUCUUAGUAAUUCAUAGUAAAUGAUAGUCUUAGAAUAAACAUUGCUUAAAUUUAGAAUUUUGACCUUCUCAAUCCGAAGAAAGCAGUAAAUAGAUUUUAAGAUCUUGACUACAAUAAUGUUUAAGAAGUUAAGCAAUAUUUUAUGCUGCACCUAUCAUCUAAUGAAAACUAAGCUCUAUCGCCUUAUAUCAAUGAACAGCUGAAUGAUAUUUUUGACUUUCUAUUAUUUAUAGGUGAAUCAUAAAGGCAAAUAGCAUUCCAAAAAUUCGUAUAGCUUGUCAAUGACGAUGAGAAUUAGGAUGACGAAUCUAUUCUUAUGAUAUAGCUGGUGAAUUCCUUCAAAAAUAUCAAAAAUAAUGAUAUACACUUAUUACUUAGCAGUAAUGCGAAUUAAAAUACCAUUAAUCAAAUAAUAAGCAAAGAUUUUUAAGAAUUAAUAAGGAAAAUUAGAAUAACUCUAAAACUAGAAGGCAAGACUAAUGAAGCUCUCCAUUAAUUUUUAUCUUAAACUGACCGUAUCUUAGAAAUGAAUCAAGAAUAUCGAGCUUUACUAGUAAAGGCAUUGAUUCAAUUUUAUUGCCAGAAAAUAGACGAGGAUGAUGAAUCUAACUUUGUAUUAAAAUAAAUGAAAGCAGCUAUAAAGGAGAAUACAUAAGAAUAAUAGCUUGAAUUCAUUAAAAAGCUUUAAUCAAAAGAAAAUCAAUUGCUGGUUGACAUUCUUAUUUCUUUGAAUGAAAGCAGUGUAACUUAUAUCAAAAGACUCUGGAGAAUAAUAACUGAGAAGAGGUAUUAAGACUGGACUGAGGAGGUAUUUAUGAUGACAGCUUAUCAAGUAUGUUUGAAUUGGAUUGAAAAUCUAGAACCAAUGUAAGAUAAUGUGAAAGGCCAGGAAGAGUACUUAAGUCAAAGAAUGAAAAAAGUCAAAGGACUGUUAGGAGUUCUGACUCAACAAAGAUUAAAUCUUAAAUAACAAUAAAUAUCCUAAUUUAAUGAAGUUAUCAAGAUCAUUUCAGAGAGGAUAAGUUUAUACUAAGAAGAUGAGUUUUUUUAAAUAAGUGUGGAAAGUUUGCAAUAGUUUAUACUCUUAAUUGAUAAGAGAGAUAACAUUGAGGAUAUUAUAAUGAUCAUGAAACAGUAUAGACCCAAAUUAUGGCAUCAAAAGAUACUUAUUUAUUCUUGCGAGAGAGCUUUAGACGAAUUCAUUUUCAAAUAGAAUGGAAUUUCUUCUAAAAUUAAACUUCAAUUCAAAAACAAAAUAAUAAAGGGUUUAAGGCAAAUUUAAGCAUCUAUAGGCAUACUUGAAACCAUUAAAAGUAUCUUAGAUGAGGAAAUUGGCUCAGAAAGUGAAAGUUUAUUUUUGUCAAAUGACUCUCUAUUAGAUGUUGUUUCAAAGCUUGCCUAGUUAUAGAAAAAACAACUUCUUACAGAUUCAGUUGUAUAUUAACUUAAAGGAGGUUAAAUAAACGAUAUCCAAAUUUAGAUUUAGAAAAUAUUGAUAAAAGGAGAUCUAAACUAUUCUGAUAAGGAGCCUCUCCAUUAAAAAAUAAUUGCAGGCCUAUUUACAUUCAGUUAAACCUAUGGAGAAGGUAAAUUGAAUCAACUUAUUGCUGCUGUGAAAUUAUAAAAGCUAUAUGAUCCUCAAGACUUACUAAUUUUAGUUUAAAAAAUCAACAAUCGCUAAAUUGUUUUAGGCUAAGAUAGUCUAUAAGCUUUAACUUAAGACAAGAUUAUGAAUGAAUGGGUAUAGAUUCUUGUAGAUCAAGCAAAAGAUAAGUAAGAUAUAGAGGAAAGUUUGCAAAAAACUUUAAGUUCUGAUGAAAAAUUGAGAUAUGACUGUAAUAAUUUGUGCGAGCAGAUAAUGAUGAAUGAUUUUAAUUAGGGUGUUAGAGAAUUCGUAGAAAAGACUAAUAGCCAAGAUGAUCCAAAGCUUACUUCGCUUAUUCUUUAAAUUUUCAAAGCUUUCAGAGAAGAAUCAAAAGUGUUAGAAUCUUCAAAACCGAUAUCGAAAUGGGAAAGAUAGGAUAUCAUGGAUUGGGUGAAAUCUGAAAAAACUAGGGAUUUAUUUAGAGAUAAGUGGAACUAAGAAAAUGCAAGUGAGAUUUUCGCUGUUGCGAUUAGAGGAAUAUAGAAAGCUACCAAUAACAUUGCGAGACAUACUUAGAUUGCAUGCUGUAUAUUCUUCUACUAUGACUUGGGACAAGUGGGUGAAGUGUAUACUGGUGAAGGCAAAACAUUAAUAAUUACUCUAUGGUCUAUAAUUCAAGCUAUAAGAGGUAUGAAAGUUGACAUUAUGAGUAGCUCUAGUGAUCUAGCAGUGAGAGAUUUUAACGAAACCCGAAAUAUCUAUUUGCAAUUUGGUCUGAAAUCUGGUGUUAAUUGUGAUGAAAAAGCAAAUGAGGACGAAGAAUCUAGAUAGAAGAAAUAUUAGGCUGAUAUAGUUUUUGGUGACAUCGGAUCCUUUCAAAGAGAUUAUUUGUUAGAUUCUGUUUUUAUUGGGAAAAGUGUCCGAGGAGGUAGAACAACAGGCUGCUUAAUCAUAGAUGAAAUCGAUAGCUCAUUACUAGACAAAGGCGAAAGCACUUUGUAUUUAUCACAUAAGAUAGCUGAAUUAUCAAGUCUUAAGAAUUUAUAUGUCCAAAUAUGGGCAUCUACUCAUGCGAAAGGAAAUACAAAAGGAACUUAGGAUGAUAUCAAGGUAGUUACUGAAAGUCUAAAGUAAAGAAUUCACUCCAACAAUAUAAAAAUCCCUAACAUUUUGAAAAGUCUUGUCUUAAGAAAGCUUCCAGAGUAUGUUAGCAAUGCUUACACAGCAAAGGAAAUGAACUAAAAUGAUCCAUAUAUCUUAAAUAUGAGAAAAGAUAAUGGAAGAGUAGUUGUCAUGGAUAAAGAAACAGGUGUUGAGCAAAAGUCAACUUAAUGGAGUAAUGGACUGCAUUAAUUCUUGCAGCUGAAACAUUAAGAUAGAUUGACUCCUGAGAGCUUUAGAGCUGUUUUUGUUUCAAAUUUAAAGUAUUUCUAAAAAUAUAAAGGCAAGAUAUAUGGUCUCACUGGUACUCUUGGGUCUUAAGUAGAAAGGAAGCUACUAAACAGUCUUUACUCUUUGGAGUUUUUUAAUUUGCCUAGAUUCACAACUUCGUGCUUUGUUUAAUAUGAGCCUAUUACUGUCCCAUCACUUUCAGCGUAGCUAAACAUGAUCAAGAUGAUUGUUAAAGAUAUUGCAGUCAUAAAUAACAGACCUAUUCUAUUUAUCUGCGAAAAUGUUAGUUCAGUACUUCUUAUAGAGCAAUUUAUAUCUGAAUUUCACUCAUAAGUUUAUAAGAGAACAUUAGCUGAUGAGACUCUUGAUAAAGGAUCUGUAGAUGAGCUUGUUGGUCGAGAAGUUAUUGUUGCCACUAAUAUUGCCGGCAGAGGAACUGACCUAAAGAUAAGUGAAUAAGUUAGUAAGAAAGGAGGGUUGCAUGUGGUAGUUACUUUUUUGACAAGUAACAUUAGAAUUGAAGAGCAAGCUUUUGGUAGAACCGCAAGAAAGGGCUAAACAGGUAGUGGAUAGUUCUGCAUUCAAUUCUCUAAUUCUAGUUUAUCUAUGAAUGAGAUUAAACUAGAAAGAGACAGGCUAGAAAGUUAUCGAUUAGCGGAGUUAAAGAAAAAGACGAUUUCCAGACUAGAAUUAGAAGGCAUACUAUUCUAAAAGUUUACUGAGUUAUACUUGAAACUUUCGUACAUUCUAAGGAAUGAUAUUAACUUCUAAUAGAUUAUGCAGAAUCAGAAUUAUUCAGAAUACCUAGAAAUGCAGCUUGGAUUUCUUAAGAAUAGAUGGGCUUUCUUUUUAGAAAGCAUCACUGAUGACUUGAAGGAAGUCUAUAAAAAAGGUAGGAAAAUAGUAUUUAUCCAUUUUGAAAGAUUUAAAAACGAGUGCCUCAUUAAUGUAAGAGAUCAAGAUGGUCUGAAAUUUGCUAUAUCUUACUGUGAACUGGUAAAAAUUGGAAUAUUCUUUGAAUAAAAUAAACUAAUUAAACUUGCACUGAAAGCCUUUAACAAAGCAAUUAAAAAUGAACCUUAUUUUUGUGAUGCUGCUUAUUAUAGAAAAGCAAAAAUACUGAGAGUGGAAUAAGAUAGUAUGAAAUUUUUUGAAUUCUUUGAUGUUAAAGCUAUAUAUAACCGCAUUAUUGAUGGUUAAUAGAAAGAGCUGGAAAGAAGAAUAUAAAUAAAUGUGAUUCUUAAGCGCAGUUAAAAUCUAAUGUAAGACAAGGUAAAUGAAUUACUGGCAAUUAUAUAAAUCGCAAAGGUAGUUGAUAAAAACUAUAAAAAGAAAUAAAAAGAUGUACAAUAUGAGAAUCUUUUUGAAUUGCAAAUAUAAGAGAUUAUUGGACUUUACAACUUCCAUAUCGAAUCAAUCAAGCAGUCAGUAGGAUAACUGCCAUCUUAAGAUGUCUUGAGAGAAUUAUUUCAAUGUUACGAUGAUAAGCUUAUGCUCUCUAACAUUAAUGAAUACUUCGAAAAGGAAACUGACAUAUUUAAACUUGAGAGAAUUUCUAAAAAAGUUAAAGUAUAAGAUGCACCAUGUAUGUUUAUACUAAAUGACGAUAUCAUCGAAAUUCCAUUUAAUCUUUAGUACUGUGAUAAAGAAAUUAUUAAUGCUUUGAAAGCUAAAAUUGGGUAACCUAAUUUCAAGCAGCGAUACCUUCAGUAAAGUGAUUUUAAGGACGUAUUUUUAAGCUCGGAAGAGGUAUUUGCAAUCCUAAUUAAAAAAGGCUAUCUAAUAAACAUGAAGAAAUAUCUACAAGUUUCAGAGUUUGACCCUGAUAAUUUCAUUCAAUUGAAAUUUUACUCUGAAGAUGACAAGGUAAAAAUGAUGGAAUUCUUACUUUAAAAUUCUGGUCUAUAGUUUGAUAUUGUAGAAUUCAAGAACAAACUAAACUCUCUCUCCUAGUACUAUGAUGAACUUAUAGCAAAAAAACUUAUCUAAAUUGAAGAAAAAGGAACUCUCAUUAUCAAAAGCAAUAAGUAAUAGAUGAUGAAAGAGUUAGAUAGAAGAGUUUUCAACAUAAUCUCUGAAUAUAUUGAGCAUUCAAUAGAGUCUGGCUAGGAAACUAUUGAAGUGUUAAAAGGCUAGAUUAAUAUAUAAAAAACAGUUGAAGAGCAAUUUUUAUCUCUAAAGAUGUUCAUGAUAUCAAAGAAUAUCUUAAAGCAAAAGAGUUUUAACUUUAAAAUCACUAAUAGCAGUAAGGAAAGAAGACGCAGUAUCAAGAAAUAAGUUUACAAUUUAAUAGACAUGAUUGAUGUAAAUAUAUAAGUUCAAAAAAAUGGAAUACUUAAUCAUUUCUGGAAUAUUAUAAAGACUACUUCAGAACCUAUUAUUAAAGAGCAAAAGAAGAAAAAGGAGGAAGCAUAUAUUUUGCCGAAUUUGAGAUUCAGCAGCAAAUUAUAAGUGUUAGAAUAGUAAAAGGAAGAUUUCAAAAAGAGCUUUGCUAAAGAUAUACUUGCUAAAAUAGGAGUUAAUAAGGCUAGAGAUUCUAUUGAGAUUGAGGUCAUUGAAUUAGCAUCUAAAUUUAGUGAUUAAAAAUAACCAGUGCCUAGAGAGAUAGAAGAAAUGAUCGAUUAUGGAUUAGAGAAAAUAAUUGUAAUCAAAUAAGGUUGGACAUUUAAAUGGAAGGCUGCAUUAGUUGUUUUGAUAGGAAUCGCUCAAAUUGGUUUAGGAUUCUUGUUGAUAGCUACAGGAGUGGGUGCAACUUUAGGAAGCGCACUAAUAGCUGAAGGUUUCUCUGAUAUUGCAUAUGGUCUACAAGCAAUAUAUUAGGGGGAGUUUUCAUGGGUGGAUUAUGGUAUUUAGAAAGCAAUAAGUCUUGCAUUAGCAAUAAUCACAAUGGGCUGCUCAUCGUUUGCAGGCUCAGCAGGAGGCUAAGUGAUUAAGAAAGUUGGAAUAAGUGCUGGUAUAAAAGCAGUUAAGAAGGGAGCUUUAAAGGCAAUCCUACCGCAAAUAAAAGAAAAGGUUAUUAAAUGGACUACAGAUACUCUAGGGAUUUUGCAAACAUUUAUUGAAAACAUAAUCUAGAAAGUAUCAUCAUUCUUGAUUUCAAAGGGAAUGAUUAUCAUCGAGACUAUUCUUAAUGAAUUUCUGAUUCCAUUAAAGAACUUUAUAAGUGAUUGUAUAAAGUAAGUUUUAGAUAAUGAGAGAGAAGAGUUUUUGGACAAAUGCUUUGAAAAUAUGAAAUCUAGUUUUACUCAGUUCUUGGGCAGAUCUAAGAAAUUUAUUGAAUUAUUUAAAGAGGGUAAGAAUCUGGCAGUGAAAAUAGUUGAGAAUUUCUAGUAAGGAGGUUAAAGCUUUGCAGGUAAAAUGGUUGCUGCUCUGGCAUCUAUUGCCUAGAUUAUUUAAUCAUGCUCAUUGAUAAAGAAGAUUACUAAAAAUGUUAAGAAAUCCUCAAAUAUCAUCAAAAACACAAAAACAUCAUUUUAACAAAUAAAAUAAGGCUAUAUGAAUCAUGAAGUGGCUGUUGUUUAAGAUAGCUAGAAGAAAAUAUAUGAUGAAAAAAUCGAGCAGUUCUUCAUUAAAGAAUAAGGAGUAGUAGUUAAACAAAUCUAAAAUAAAACUCAAAAAGUUGUUGACGAAUGGGUAUCUGAUUUGAUUGAAGAAUUCAUAAAAGAUCAAGCUCUAAAGCCAAUAGAGAAGAAAUUUGAUAAAGCAAUUAAAUAUUAUGAUGAAAAAAAGGAUAAAGAUAAGGAUAAGAAGGAGAAAGAUGAGAAAGAUAAAGCAAAGGAGGAUUAUGAGAACAAAAAAGAAUUGUUGACGGGAGGAUUUACUGAUCUCUCAGCAAUGAAAUAUCUAAAGGAUAUUAGGAUUAAAAUUUAGAAUAUUCAUGAUGAAGAGUUAAAAACUCUUUAAGAUUUAUGCUUUGAUAAGUACUCUGCACAACUUAAAUAGAAACUUACUAUAAUCUAUCUUAAUUCUGGAAAAACACGAUUUUCUAAUAAUGAAAUUUUAAUCAAGUUCAAAUCAUAAAACGAUAAUUUCCUCGAUAUUAUUAGAGAAUUUGGUAAACUAAUCUUAGACAAUAUAGCUAGUGUCGCGAUAGCUUUCUAUAGUCAAUUGCUAAUUAAAGGAGACAGCAAACUUGAGAUUUGGGAGAAAAAUACAAAAAAGAAUCUAUAGGGAUUAGCUAAUGAAUCAAAUCAGAGAAAAAUUUUAGAAGCAGCAGUAACUAAAUUCUCUAAGAUAUUCAAUCAAAACCUCCCAAAUAUCGAUGAAAAUAGUAUUUAAGUCCAAUAAAAUACUUAUUAAGAUGAAUUUCUAGCUAACUGUAAUAAAAAUGUGGAUGAUUUCUUAGUUGAUUUAAAAGAUUGGACAUCUAAGCAAAUCGAAGUUUAGAUGAAGCCUUUAUUGAAGAAGAUUUCUGAUAAAGUUGUAGAUCAAUCUGAGAAAUUUUUUGAGACUCUAAGUAGUAAGAAGAAGAAAAAAGAUGGCAAAGAUGAAAAUGGAAAGAAGAAAGGAAAAACAGAUAAUGAAGAAGAAAAGGGAGAUAAAAAAGAAGAAAAAGAUGAUGAUAAGAAAAAGAAACUAGAUAAGGUUCAAAAGAAAUUCUAUGAUGAUCUUAAAAAAUUCAAGGAAUAAAUCUCUGAUACCAAGUUAGUUUAAAUUGAUUGGGAAGAAAUUGCUAAGAAAUUCACUUAGAACUUAAAUUUGAAAAGUGCAUAGCAAUUCUAAAAUGAUUCUUAUAGUACAUUUGAAGAGAGAAAAAUACCUAUUAAUAAUAUAGCUGAUGAUUAAGCUAUUAUAUCCAAUCGUACUAAGAGUUCUGCUAAUAGUAUUUUCAGAUCAUAAAAUAGCGCCAAGAAAUUUACUGAUGUUUCUAAAUUUAGUGCUAAUAAUUUAAAAAAGCAUACUAAUCAAGUUAAAGGUUCUUUAGAACUAGCUAGAAAGUCAUCUAAAGUUAAAAAUUAAAAAGCUAAUGAUGAAAGGACUGCCGCUCAUAGUACAAAUAAAACAGCAUAUAAUGCAAUGACAACUGCUGCUGAUGUUCUAAGAGUUUAGAAUAAAUUAAAGAAAGGGAAAUUUAAAGUUGUAAAGCAAACUAAAAGCAUUGAUGAGUUUGAUAAAGUACUAUCAACUCUAUUGAACCAGAAAAAGUAAAAUUGA
Stylonychia lemnae is the source of this 16296-nucleotide messenger RNA. NCBI's taxonomy places the organism in Eukaryota, Ciliophora, Spirotrichea, Sporadotrichida, Oxytrichidae. The record is from the annotation of a GenBank genome assembly.